UUUUCUAGUGUAAGUGCAGCAAGUAACCCUUCUUCCUGUAUGUACGCAGCUCUUGAGUAAUUGGCAUUGCCUUGCCAGAUUAAUGCAAAGAAUUAACCGACAACAUUAUUGCACAUUACAUGUCUUCCUAACCAUAAGUCAUAUGCUUUUAUUUUGUACCUGACAUGUCUUGCAACCAACCUGGAUCUCGCUUUGCCAUUGAAUUCUGGUUGCUAACAAGAUUAUCCCAACAUGGGUUUGUUUGUACAAGAUUAUAUGAUUAGAGAAUGUUGGAAGUUUCAAAAGAUGGAUCUUUUCUGCUAGUAACUUUCGAUUCAUUUUCUUCAGAGAAUGGUGGGGGAAAAGAUCUAUCUUUCCACUAAUCUGUGAUCAAUAGAGGAGCAGAUUAUUGAUCACAGAUUAAGAUCCAAAUCAAUUAUAGUGUCAGGUUUUCAGCCGUUUACUUUGGUUUCCUGUUGAGCUUGCCCGUACUGAGGUCUCCAGUGCAUAUCACGCGCUAUGAUAUGUUAUCUAUUUAUCGGAGAGUCAAAAAAUGGGAAGCAGAGAGACGCUGAGACAGUUCGUUGGCCGUACAAGUAGGCUCGGUGUUCUUGGUCCAAACCACUCCGGUAAUCUCUGUCUUUGAGACAAAAGUUCUGAUGAAAAUCCAACAAAGUAAAGUUUUUUCUUGGAUUUGCGUUACUUUCUGCUGCAACUUUCCCAUCUGUUUUCCUUAGUCCAUCCAAAUGGUAUAAAAUGAAUUGGUGAACGGUAUUUCAAGAAGCCAACAAACUUCUUGCUUGCUAGUUAUUGCCAUUCUGGUUUGAAGAAGAGUUUUGGCUAAGUUAAUCUGGAAUCAACACAUGAAAGGAACAUUUGAAGCAUGCUUUAGUUGUUCUGCUUAAAGUAUCACCUCCCAACAAGUUUAUAGUAUAUACUCUAUUCCAGACCUAUUGGAGUUCAAAGCUCUCCUUUUAUUCAUCGAGGAUAAUGCUCUAUGAAACUUUAAAUUAGAACAGCAUAUAAUCAUUUGAGAUGGAUACCAAGGAAGCAGAGAGAGUAGUUAUUGCUAGGCCAGUUGCCUCAAGACCGAGUUGUUCCAGUUUUAGAUCUUUCUCAGAACUUCUUGCAGACACCAUUGGUGUCUCGCCCUCCAAUGUAUGUUCAACUGCAGUUGCUGCUAUUCGACCAAAGACAGUGAGGUUCAAGCCAAUGGUGAAUCGUGCUCCACCUGGGCCGGUUUCUUCUCAGGCAGAAAUCUCUGGAGCAGCUGUUUGUAAUUCAGCUGAUGAGGUUCCGAAAUUUGAGAGCAAAGCAACUGUGGUAUACAAACCAUUGGCAAAAUUUGUAUCAAAGACGACUGCUUCUCUCUUGGCAAAUAUGGGAAACUUCAAUACUAAUCAUCAACCACCACAACCAACAUUCAAGACCUCCUCCCAACAUUCAAACCAAGAGAAACAUAAGUUCAGAUCCCAAAAAAGAUCAAAUCUUCACCAGAAAAUUCCCUCACGAGUUGAAACAAAUCAGGCAGUUGGGCCUGCGAAGGUAGCAUCCCAGAAACUGGAGGAGGAUCCGAAAGCUUUGCCGACUACAGCUAAUGGUGAUAGUCCUUCUUAUGAUGGAUAUAAUUGGAGAAAAUAUGGCCAAAAGCAAGUCAAAGGAAGUGAGUACCCAAGAAGUUAUUAUAAGUGCACACAUCCAAAUUGCCCCGUGAAAAAGAAGGUUGAGAGAUCAUUGGAUGGUCAGAUUGCAGAGAUUGUUUACAAGGGUGAGCACAACCAUUCAAAGCCUCAGCCUCUUAAGCGCAACUCAUCAGGGACAACACAAGGGCUAGGAAUUGUAUCUGAUGGGCUUGGUCAAGAUACCACCAGCAGCAGAUACAAUGAAGGAAAUGAUGGUUCUGAAGGCAGAGUAGAAAAUCAGAAUGAAGUAGGAUUGGCUGCACGUUCUACUUAUCAGGGUAAUGCUGCACUAAAUUGUGAUCCUGUUUCAACUGGUACAAUUGCUGCUGCUGCUGCUGCUGGUACUCCUGAUAAUUCCUGUGGCCUUAGUGGAGAAUGUGAAGAAGGGAACAAAACAAUGGAGCUGGCGGAUGAGGAACCCAAAAGCAAAAAAAGGAAAAGUGAGAGUCAAUCCAACGAAGCAGGUCUAUUACGGAAAGGCACACAAGAGCCCCGCAUUGUGUUGCAAAACUCCACAGAUUCUGAAACUAUGACCGAUGGCUUUCGCUGGAGGAAAUAUGGACAGAAGGUUGUCAAGGGAAAUCCAUAUCCCAGAAGUUACUACAGAUGUACCAGUCUCAAAUGCGGUGUGCGCAAACAUGUGGAAAGAACAUCAGAAGAUCCAAGAGCUUUUAUCACAACAUAUGAGGGAAAACAUAACCACGAAAUGCCACUCAAGAACACAAAUCCAGUGGUUUCUGAAACAGAUUUCCUCGCCCCUAGAAGUAAAGAAGGGAGAUCAUGAAUGACUGUGUGCACUAAAACUUCACCAAAUCCAUUAUUUGAUAUGGUAGUGUAAGUUUGAUAGAGGUCAAGGGCAUUAGAAGCCAGAUGACUUGUGUGAUCAGCCGGUGGAUCAUUUUUACUCUAAAUCUCACAGAUUGUUGACCAAAGACUGUGUUUCUUUCUUUUCUCCUUUUGUGGGUAGCUAAGAUUAUUCUAGGGAAACAUAUCUGUCUCUAUACAGCCUUUUCACCGUGCUGCCUCAAAGCUUGUUGUAACACUAGCCGCACACUCGCGCAAUGCGUGAGAAAAAUGAUGUUUUUUAAUCCUAUUCUAUUUUAAAUUUUGUUUAUAAA
Messenger RNA from Juglans microcarpa x Juglans regia, 2779 nucleotides. RefSeq names its product WRKY transcription factor 44-like. Bases 1015 to 2445 code for a protein of 476 amino acids. Gene Ontology annotation, molecular function: DNA-binding transcription factor activity; sequence-specific DNA binding. The record is from RefSeq and is a predicted model, not a curated record. Gene Ontology annotation, biological process: regulation of DNA-templated transcription. NCBI's taxonomy places the organism in Eukaryota, Viridiplantae, Streptophyta, Magnoliopsida, Fagales, Juglandaceae. The transcript has 7 exons.